AUGCUGCCUCCAAAGGAAAUGUCUCCUCCUCCUUCUCCUUCAUUGUCUUCUCCAUCUCCCUCUCCCACACCAUCUCCUCCUUCAGAUGGUGCAUUGGGCAAUGCUGCCAGUGGUGGCUCCAUCCCUCAGGCAACAACUUGCAACCACCCCAUACAGAUCUCAAGAGGCCAUUUCAGCCCCUUCAACCCAACCUUUCAUGAGCAAACCAGAGCCCAAGAAGCACCUCAGGAAAUACCCCUAUACCUGCCUCACCAUGAAGUCCUGGAGCGAGCGGAAUACUGCCUGGUGAGUCCUAUUGAAGAUGGCCUCUCAAGCCCCAGAUCUUGGAGCCCGGGAGUGAGGGGUUCUGAGGGGUGUCAGGACAUAGCAACUUCUUUUGGGGACACUAGAACCAUCCACACAGGCCCACACCCUACUGAAGAAAAGGACAAGUGUUUGACGGACCAACAGCUAUCUUUUAAGGCUGGUGAGAACACCAGAGAAAGGCAUACGAGUCCCAGGACAGGAGAGGGAGGGUCUGAGAUGGCAAGCAAGAAGAAGCCCAGCUUAAAGAAAUUAGUCCUCACAGAGGAGCAAAAGACCAGCUUGCUGGAUUGGAAUAUCCCAACCCCAGUGAACUUGCGGCUUGAUGUUGGAAAGCAGCCUUCCCAGAAAAGUUCUGAUAAUGGUAGAGGUCGUGUUCUGAAACCAGCCCGACCCCUAACACUUCCCCAGGCAACUAGAGAGGCACUAUCAUCCCACAAAGACCCUCCAGAGAAGGUGGGGACCCAAGCUGAACAAUCUGUAGGAGAGCGAAAUGUAGCUCCCCCAAAGUCCCCCCUGCGUUUCCUAACUAAUGUGAUCCGCAGGUCCCUGGAGCCCCUCCUCCCCAACUCUGAAGGUGGUAAGAAGGGCUGGGCCAAGCCCAAAUCAAAAACCUUGAUCACCAACCAGCCCCACACUUGUACUCGCUCAUUCAGCCUACGGAAAACCAAUUACAAUAAAGACUGGGACCAACAGUCCCCAGAGAGGGACAUGACAAGCAAGACCUCCUCCUUCUUCUCCCGGGGAUCCCCCAAGGCUGCCCAGCCCUCAUGCUUGAGCCCUCCUGACCCUGUUCUCCACACCUGUAGUUUGCCCAACCGACCAUCUAAGACCUUUUCUGAUCUUGAGUCCCCACACUACAGCAAGAUGGACGAUGUCCCUACACUCCUGGAGAAAGUGAGUUUGCAAGAGACCUUGACAGAGCCUUCAAACAGAAGAUUCACAUUCUUUUCUUCCCUGAGACUCAAAGACAAAUCUUCUGAGAAUGUCCUCCAAGAAUCUAAACAAACAGUAGACCUCAGGGACAUCUUUACCAGCUGUAAGGGGAAGGCGCUCCCCAUGGACAAUGCCCACACCCUGGAGAAGUUGGUGCAUCCAAACAGUAACACAGACCUGGAGCCAAUGGACCCCUCACCUGCAGCAGACCCAAGGCCCAGCCACAUCCCCAUUGGCGCACAGGGGGCAGAGGCUGUCUCCUCCCUCUCUUCUACCACCUCCUCCUCUGCAGAUGAAGAAUUCAAUCCCCAGCCUUCCUUACGCUCAAAGGAAAGGAAGACACUUAAAAGAAGAAAGAAACUGGAAAGAGCAACAAAGCAACUAAUCAAGCAAGAAGAAUUGAAAAGACUUUAUAAAGCUCAGGCCAUUCAGAGGCAGCUGGAGGAGGUGGAGGAGCAGCAGAGGGCAUAUGAGAUCCAAGGCGUGAAGCUGGAGAAGGCACUGAGAGGAGAAGCAGAUUCAGGCACACACGACGAAGCACAGCUUUUGCAGGAAUGGUUUAAGCUGGUUCUGGAGAAGAAUAAAUUAACGCGAUAUGAGUCGGAGCUGCUGAUCACGGCCCAAGAGCUAGAAUUAGAAGAUCAUCAAAGCCGACUGGAGCAGAAGUUAAGAGAGAAAAUGCUCAAGGAGGAGAGCCAGAAAGAUGAGAAUGACCGAAAUGAGGAGCAGGAAAUACUCAACAAGAUGAUGCAAGUGAUUGAGCAGAGGGACAAACUCGUGGACUCCUUAGAGGAACAACGCGUCAAAGAAAAAGCUGAGGACCAGCACUUCGAAAGCUUCAUGUUCCCCAGGGGCUACCAGCUGAGCAGGACUUGA
Molecule: messenger RNA, 2115 nt
Organism: Elephantulus edwardii (Cape elephant shrew)
Lineage: Eukaryota; Metazoa; Chordata; Mammalia; Macroscelidea; Macroscelididae
Gene: MICALCL
Product: MICAL C-terminal like
Exons: 9
Coding region: 1-2115 (704 amino acids)
Source: RefSeq, a predicted model, not a curated record